AGACAAACAAAACCAAUAAGGUUUCGUCGUUACCCACUACCCCUUUGUUUCAUUUCAUUACAAAACACAACAUACACAUCAUCCAUUUCAUAAGAUCAUUACAACAUCUCUUUGAAUCCUUCUUUUAAGUUUUCGUUACAUCGAUCAAAAGAUCUCAAAAUAAUGGGAGCGUACAGAGCCGACGAUGACUACGAUUACCUCUUCAAACUAGUCUUGAUCGGAGACUCCGGCGUCGGGAAAUCAAACCUUUUGUCUCGAUUCACAAGAAACGAGUUCAGCAUCGAGUCAAAGUCAACCAUCGGUGUAGAGUUCGCCACAAGAAGCGUUCAUGUCGACGAGAAAAUCAUCAAAGCUCAGCUUUGGGACACCGCCGGUCAAGAAAGAUACAGAGCAAUCACGAGUGCAUACUACAGAGGAGCAGUAGGGGCGCUUCUAGUAUACGACAUAACUCGACACGUAACGUUCGAGAACGUUGAACGAUGGCUCAAGGAGCUUCGUGACCAUACAGAUGCCAACGUUGUGAUCAUGCUUGUUGGAAACAAAGCUGAUCUUCGCCAUCUUCGUGCGGUUCCCACAGACGAAGCUAGAGCGUUCUCUGAGAGAGAGAACAUGUUUUUCAUGGAGACUUCUGCUCUUGAUGCUACAAAUGUUGAGCAAGCUUUUACUCAUGUAUUGACUCAGAUCUAUCGUGUAAUGAGCCGUAAAGCUCUUGAUGGUACUGGAGAUCCCAUGUCUUUACCUAAAGGACAGACCAUUGAUAUCGGAAACAAGGAUGAUGUUACUGCUGUUAAAUCCUCUGGCUGUUGCUCAGGUUGAGAUUAUUAAUUUGGUCUUGUUUUUUUUUUUUGUAAACUGUCUUUUUUUGGAAGGAGGUUUUUGGUUUUGGAAUUUGGAUUUGUUGUAUCUGACUUUAUUUUUUGGAGGGGCUUCAAUUUUUUUAAGGUUAUCAGACCGGUUUGGUUUUACAAUACAAACCGAAUUUGUAUCAAAUUGGACAAGACUUGGUCAGGUUAAUAAGGACGUUUUAGACGUGAUUGGAUGGACAUUACAACCGAACCGCUCACAUUACGUAGAGUUUAGUUUUUAUAGA
Molecule: messenger RNA, 1090 nt
Organism: Camelina sativa (false flax)
Lineage: Eukaryota; Viridiplantae; Streptophyta; Magnoliopsida; Brassicales; Brassicaceae
Product: ras-related protein RABA1e-like
Molecular function (GO): GTP binding; GTPase activity
Source: RefSeq, a predicted model, not a curated record